Messenger RNA from Ailuropoda melanoleuca (giant panda), 4245 nucleotides. It is a transcript of the gene RBBP5, whose product is annotated as RB binding protein 5, histone lysine methyltransferase complex subunit. Gene Ontology annotation, cellular component: Set1C/COMPASS complex. Gene Ontology annotation, molecular function: protein binding. Lineage: Eukaryota; Metazoa; Chordata; Mammalia; Carnivora; Ursidae. The transcript has 15 exons. Bases 637 to 2178 code for a protein of 513 amino acids. The record is from RefSeq and is a predicted model, not a curated record.
CCAGAAAGUCUCCGGAGCUUGCGCUAAGCUAUUUGCGGCGCCCCCCCUCUCCCACUUACACGCAGGUCUCAGAAACAAGCAGGGGGAAAAGGCGUCGUUCCUGGAGCUGAGACCAGGCGGCCGGAGUCCUCAGGGAUGAACCUCGAGUUGCUGGAUUGAAGAAAUAGAAUGGAAGCUGCUACUCUGCGCCUAAGCGUUACAACAGGGAGGAAUUGGUUGGAAUGAAACAUAGGGCCAUUGGGAGAAAAAGGCCGUGCUCUUUUAGAGCUCAUGAUAAUCAGGGCUUUAAGGAGAUGGAUGUUGAGCAGUGUGGAGAGUAGACCUUAUUCCAUGUCAGAAGACCAGGAGGAAGAAGGCUGGAAAGGCUUGGAAAGCUAAAGGACAGUUUCGAGAAAGGAUCUUCACGGGACAAAAAGGAGGAGGCCCUUGAAGAAGCUGGUGUGGCUGCACUGGAAGCAGUGUGAACUCGCGUUCCAGAAAGGCGGCUCCGUAGCCGGAGGUGAAGGUCUGAGGGGGACAGGCUUUUAAAGAAGAGCGUCAGGAAACUAAUGUGGUUGAAGGCCAAGACUGCAAAAAUGAGAGUCCUUUGGGCAGAAUUAUCCAGAGGAAGCCGAUGGAACUUUGGAUUGUAUCAGCAUGGCCCUGACUUGCACCUUUAACAGGUGGGGCACGCUGCUUGCAGUUGGCUGUAAUGAUGGCCGAAUUGUCAUCUGGGAUUUCUUGACAAGAGGCAUUGCUAAAAUAAUUAGUGCACACAUCCAUCCAGUUUGUUCUUUAUGUUGGAGUCGAGAUGGUCAUAAGCUCGUGAGUGCUUCCACUGAUAACAUAGUGUCACAGUGGGAUGUUCUUUCAGGCGACUGCGACCAGAGGUUUCGGUUCCCUUCACCCAUCCUAAAAGUCCAGUAUCAUCCACGAGAUCAGAACAAGGUUCUCGUGUGUCCCAUGAAAUCUGCUCCUGUCAUGUUGACCCUUUCAGAUUCCAAGCAUGUUGUUCUGCCGGUAGACGAUGACUCCGAUUUGAACGUGGUUGCAUCUUUUGAUAGGCGAGGGGAAUAUAUCUAUACAGGAAAUGCAAAAGGCAAGAUUUUGGUCCUAAAAACAGAUUCUCAGGAUCUGGUUGCUUCCUUCAGAGUAACCACCGGAACAAGCAAUACCACAGCUAUUAAGUCCAUAGAGUUUGCCCGGAAGGGAAGUUGCUUUUUAAUUAACACAGCAGAUCGGAUAAUCCGAGUUUAUGAUGGCAGAGAAAUCUUAACUUGCGGAAGAGAUGGAGAGCCUGAACCCAUGCAGAAGUUACAGGACUUAGUAAAUAGGACCCCGUGGAAGAAGUGUUGUUUCUCUGGGGAUGGGGAAUACAUAGUGGCUGGUUCAGCCCGGCAGCAUGCCUUGUACAUCUGGGAGAAAAGCAUUGGCAACCUGGUGAAGAUUCUCCACGGGACGAGAGGAGAACUCCUCUUGGAUGUAGCUUGGCACCCUGUUCGACCCAUCAUAGCAUCCAUUUCAAGUGGAGUGGUAUCUAUUUGGGCACAAAAUCAAGUAGAAAAUUGGAGUGCAUUUGCCCCAGACUUCAAGGAGUUGGAUGAAAAUGUAGAAUAUGAGGAAAGGGAAUCGGAGUUUGAUAUUGAAGAUGAAGAUAAGAGUGAGCCUGAGCAGACAGGGGCUGACGCUGCCGAGGAUGAGGAAGUGGAUGUCACCAGCGUGGACCCGAUCGCCGCCUUCUGUAGCAGUGAUGAAGAGCUGGAAGAUUCAAAGGCUCUAUUAUAUUUACCCAUUGCCCCUGAGGUAGAAGAUCCGGAAGAAAAUCCCUACGGCCCCCCACCGGAUGCGGUCCAAACCUCCCUGAUGGACGAAGGGGCUAGUGCAGAGAAGAAGAGGCAGUCUUCAGCAGAUGGGUCCCAGCCACCGAAGAAGAAACCCAAAACAACCAAUAUAGAACUUCAAGGAGUACCUAACGAUGAAGUCCAUCCACUACUGGGUGUGAAGGGGGAUGGCAAAUCCAAGAAGAAGCAAGCAGGCCGGCCUAAAGGAUCAAAAGGUAAAGAGAAAGAUUCUCCAUUUAAACCGAAACUCUACAAAGGGGACAGAGGUUUACCUCUGGAAGGAUCAGCGAAGGGUAAAGUGCAGGCGGAGCUCAGCCAGCCGUUGGCAGCAGGGGGAGCGAUCUCAGAACUGUUAUGAAGACGCUUGAAGUUCUUCGUUCUUCCCCACUUUGCCAUCAUGUGGCCUCUGGACACUGUGGUCAGUCAUUUGAGAUUGACUUUAAUUUAAAACAAAGGCCUCCGCCUCCGACCCAGGAGGUGGAAGGAGUGAAUCGUAUGUUUGAAUGAAGCAGUGAAUUAUGGAAGAAGAGUACACGGCCCUUCCCUUUCAAGCAUAAGUCCAAAUCGGCUCUCAGGAAUGAGGAUGUGUGAAGACAUCAAACAGGAGUUUUGACUCAUUCAGACUUCAGUGCUUGGUUAUGUUGCUGGAGAAAACAGACCAGUUUUGCUCAUCUAACUAUUGUGCCCAGGAUCAUUUUGACCUAACAUUUCCUAUCCUGUUCGCCUUCCAUCCUCUGUGCAUGUCCUCGAGUGACAUUCUCAUCUGAAAUUUUGCUGCCGGUACUCUAGAAAAACUUCUGUUGCAUAUUCUGUCUUCCAUUUUUAAACUUAAUUCUCUCACCAGAUGCCUCCUGUAUUUCCCUGUUGUGUACAGAGGAUAGGCAGAAAAGAAAGUGCCGGAAAGCUUUCAAGUUUUCAGAAAGGGAAGAAAAAUAAGAAAGUUCCCCUCUUCUUAACAUACCCAUUUUGCUCAAGAAGCUGGGCUGUAAGAGGGUCAAGAUUUUUCUUCGUUUUCCUUUCAUUGCAUGUUUUCCUACAGUAGGGGUUCAUUCUCAUUAAUCAUGGCUUUCGAAGAUAGCUGGUUUCAUCCAUAUGCAGCGAAGAAUCACCAGUCCAUAUUGCUUCGCCAGUGCUGGCUUCCAGAGAGGGAAACAAACCAAGGUGUCUCUCCAUGGGCUUCUUUUUUAUUGGGGUGGGGAAUCUAUGCAAGGACUAAAGUCAAACUGUCCAAAAUCAAAGCAGCAACAACACAGUUCAAAUCAAAGAUCAAGGAAAAAUUUUUUUGUAUCAUUGCGUGUGGGUCUCUGUCCCUUCCCUGCAGUCAUGACAUUUUCCCCUUCUUAUAUCCCUGCUUCUUCUCUGUAAGACAUGUUUUCAGUCUCUUCCUUUCUGUGAAAGGUUGCUUAGCUUUUUAAACAUUUUUUUUAACUUUCUGCUUCUUGCUUUUGCUGUUCUUUGUAUUCAGAGUAGCAGAUUGGAUGGACGUGUACAUGAGGUGUUUGAAAUGCUCUGAGAACCCGGAGCCCCAGGUGCGGAGAGGGCGCUGUGCAGAGAGUUCUUAGCUGACCGGAGGGGCUUGGCCUGGGCCGGAGGGAGUUGGCCUGGGCCGCAGUGGUCUCGGCACUCUCCGAGGGGCGUGUCCGCGCUCUGCUCGCCUCUGCUGGCCUCUGCUUGCUGUGUCGGGCCAGCAGCUGGGUGCUCCUGUGGGCAGCCACACGACGGGAUUACCUUUUGGAUUUUAGGAUAGCAAUCAAAGUAGACUUACAUCAGGAAGAGCCUCUUUCUCCCGCUCUGUCUUUUAGAACCAAAAUAUUCAGUAGUUGAUGUAAGAGCUCCCCCGAGUCAGUUGCAAAAUGCCUGUAUUUUUAGCCGCAAGUGCUCAUUUUGUGAAUUUCAGCUCUUCUUUCCCAUCAGACCAGUGGUUGAGAUUGGCAGGUGGCUCACAGAAUGUGUUUUUUGUUUUGCAAACAUCGUUUCCAUUCCAUUUCUCUGUGUCCCUGCAGCACGCUCUGGAUCUUGCACCAGCUCUGUGAUACAGAAGGUCUCGGCCUUCCUUGCGUGGGCAGAGUAGCUCGCUAUCCUCUGUCUGUGCACUGGGGACGUUUCCACUGUGUCCGCUUCCUAAACUGGCUGCUGAGAAAAUCGGCUCCAGCCCUGUCAGAUGGUCUCUGGCAGCAGUUCCUAAUAAUUAUUUAUGCUUUUGGAAUUUUUUUUCAGCUCCUGAAACUUCCUGUCCAGUUUUUUUUCUCCAUCUGUACAAUAUAUGCAUAAUCUCUUCUCUUUUGUCAUUCCUUCCCCCCCAUCCCCCCCACCCCGCCAUUUCGUUUUUUAAUGUUCCGUAGUUUUGUAUGAGACGAGACUUAGCCUUGGGUUACUUCUUGCUGAAGCUUUAAUGCUUUGUAAAUAAAAUCGGAUGUUUAUUAAA